AUGGCUCGAGUCUCAGCUCUUCUCUCGUUUUCCUUAACACUUUUGGUCUUUCUCCAUGGCUACACAGCUCAACAAUCUCAACAAACUCAGCAAGCUCAGUUUCCAAACGAGUGUCAGCUCGACCAGCUCAAUGCGCUCGAGCCGUCACACGUACUCAAGUCCGAGGCUGGUCGCAUCGAGGUUUGGGACCACCAUGCUCCUCAGCUACGUUGCUCUGGAGUCUCUUUCGUACGUUACAUCCUUGAAGAAAAGGGCCUUUACUUGCCUUCUUACUUGAACACUGCUAAGCUCUCCUUCGUCGCUAGCGGACGAGGUCUUAUGGGGAGAGUGAUCCCGGGAUGUGCCGAGACAUUCCAAGACUCGUCAGUGUUCCAACCACGUGGUGGCAGCCAACAACAAGGCCAAGGAUUCCGUGACAUGCACCAGAAAGUAGAGCACAUAAGGAGCGGAGACACCAUCGCCACACAACCCGGUGUAGCCCAGUGGUUCUACAACGAGGGACAGCAACCACUUAUCAUUGUCGCUGUUAUGGAUUUAGCUAGCCACCAGAACCAGCUCGACCGCAACCCAAGGCCAUUUUACUUAGCUGGAAACAACCAGCAAGGCCAGGAAUGGAUAAGAGGACGAGAGCAACAGCCACAGAACAACAUCCUUAGUGGCUUUGCACCAGAGGUUCUUGCUCAAGCUUUCAAGAUUGAUGUUCAGACAGCCCAACAGCUUCAGAACCAGCAAGACAACCGUGGAAACAUUGUCCGAGUCCAAGGUCAGUUCGGUGUCAUUAGACCACCUUUGAGGAGACAGAGACCGCAGGAGGANGAAGAAGAAGGUACUAACGGUUUAGAGGAGACGGUAUGCAGCCAGAGAGUCACCGAUAACCUCGAUGACCCAUCACGUGCUGACGUGUACAAGCCACAGCUCGGUUACAUCAGCACUCUUAACAGUUUCGAUCUUCCCAUCCUCCGCCAGAUCNGUCUCUCAGCCCUCCGUGGUUCGAUCCGUCAAAACGCAAUGGUCCUACCACAGUGGAACGCAAACGCAAACGCAAUUCUCUACGUGACAAACGGAGAAGCCCAAAUCCAGGUGGUUAACGACAACGGUAACAGAGUGUUCGACGGACAACUCUCUCAAGGACAGCUAUUGGUUUUACCUCAAGGUUUCGCGGUGGUGAAACGCGCAACAAGCGAUCAGUUCCAGUGGAUCGAGUUCAAGACAAACGCAAACGCACAGAUCAACACUCUUGCGGGACGUACAUCGGUCUUGAGAGGUUUACCACUAGAGGUCAUAACCAAUGGGUUCCAAGUCUCACUCGAGGAAGCAAGGAAAAUCAAGUUCAACACACUCGAGACCACUUUGACUCACAGUAGUGGUCCUGUUAGCCACGGUAGGCCAAGGGUAGCUGUUGCUUGA
Messenger RNA from Arabis nemorensis, 1407 nucleotides. The record is from the annotation of a GenBank genome assembly. NCBI's taxonomy places the organism in Eukaryota, Viridiplantae, Streptophyta, Magnoliopsida, Brassicales, Brassicaceae.